GGAUAAAGCCACUAGGAUUAGAAGAAGAAGGAGAAAACAAAAAAUUAUUUGUUGUGGGAUAAUCCCGGAGCCGGGGGAUGUUCGGAAUUUCGUGGGGUCCUGUGAGGUUAGAAGAAUGUGCACCGGUCCAAUGAACAGAAUUUUCCACUGGGGGCCACUUACCGCAAUCGCAAUAAUAAAAAUCAUAACCCUGAUGACAAUUCACUGCAGUAGACAGUGGUGGUCCCCCCAGGAGAGCAUCUCCGGUGCCGCAAAUUUUUUACUAUUUUUCAGCCUAAGUGGAUCAACAAUUUACCACUUUAUCACAGCAAUCUACGAGGGACCGGGCUAUCUCCCCCUGAAAUGGAUGCCUGAGAAGCUGGAAGAUACUCAGUAUCUGCAAUUCUGCAGAAUAUGCGAGGGCUACAAGGCUCCGCGCAGUCAUCACUGCCGCAAAUGUGGUCGUUGUGUCCUCAAGAUGGACCACCAUUGUCCCUGGAUAAACAACUGCGUGGGUCACUACAAUCACGGGCAUUUCGCAGCAUUUUUAGCGAGCGCCGUCGGCGGAUGCUGUGUGUCCACUGUCAUCCUCGUUUGCUGGCUGCUAACAGUUUUAUCGAGAAGAAAUAUCAAUUUUCCUCCACCGUCUGUGUUCACUCUAGUCAUUGUGGUCUUCACUAUCGGCCUUUCUAUUGGAGUCGUUCUGGCUGUGGGAAUGCUACUCUACUUUCAAUUAUCAGCGAUUAUUCGCAACACAACAGGCAUUGAAGACUGGAUACUUGAGAAAGCCAAAUACCGAAGGAUGGGUACGAAAGAUAAAUUCAUUCACCCUUACUCAAUAAGGUGGGGCGUCAACGUCAGGCAAGUGCUCAAGUGGCACUGCGAGCCCGAUGGCAAUGGCAUUAUAUGGCCGGUACGGGAGGGCUGUGAUCAAUAUACACUCACGAGGGAGCAGGGUUAUCAGAAAAAGGAGAAGCGUCGUAGAGCCAGGAUAUAUCGAGUGAUAUCCAAGGUAUCUGGUUCCUGGAUACCGAUCACGUAUGGUUGGCGGGUUGUUUGUCACCCGCCAUGCACGGACGAGCCAAGGAUCAGGCUCGAUCCCGAGGAUAUUGUCACCGUGACCCGAUGGCGACGACAUUGGCUGUUCGGCGAGAAGAUGCAAGAGACCGACGAUCCAAAGAUACGUGUAAAAGGAUGGUUCCCACGUACGAGUGCAAUCGAGGUCGUGGAAAACGAGGAAUACCCCGACUCCUUCUCGAAGGACGACUGAAGAUUGUCAUUGCGUAAUCCAACGAAUUCAGCUCUCUCAUAAAUAUCAUCACAUGCGUGUUGAUCAGCCAGUAAAUUUUCACUGUUGUUUUUAUACCAUUCGUUUACUAUUUUUUUUAUCGGGUUGUUAUUCACUGCAUUCGAGGGGGCAUUCAGGAUAAUUGUAAUUACGUGUAACCCAUGAUUUUUAAUGAGUUGUUAUAAUGGUAUACCGUUGGAUUUCCAAGGACGAAUGUGUCUGGAGGUACGUUCCCUUGACGAUUUCCGCGGAAUUAUGUUUAUUCUAAUUAUCUACUUAAAUACAUCUUCGAUAUUGAGAAAAUUUUUAUGCAAUUAUGUUGUUUCAUUACGA
Messenger RNA from Diachasma alloeum, 1600 nucleotides. RefSeq names its product palmitoyltransferase ZDHHC6. The coding region runs from base 116 to 1249 and encodes 377 amino acids. Gene Ontology annotation, molecular function: palmitoyltransferase activity. Gene Ontology annotation, biological process: protein palmitoylation. Gene Ontology annotation, cellular component: Golgi apparatus. The transcript has 7 exons. Lineage: Eukaryota; Metazoa; Arthropoda; Insecta; Hymenoptera; Braconidae. The record is from RefSeq and is a predicted model, not a curated record.